UAAAUACAAUUAAAAGAUUAGUGAACUGGAAAUAAUCAAAACAAUCGGUAAAACAGAACAGGUUCAGCAUCCGCUUAACAAACUGACAAUUUUUGUGAUAAAAAUCAAAAGUUUCGUUUUUUCAGUCAAAUUUCAACAAAGUGUGAAAAACUCAGUUAAUGCCUAUCGAGAAUACCUAACAUUUUAGUAAUGUUUUUUUUUUUAAAGAUCUAAUAUGGCGGAAUCGUCGAUAAGUGACCGGUGUGAAAAAAAUAGACUUUUUAUAAUUUUAAUGAAUGACACUAAAAAUAUUACUUUUUUUUUUAUUUUGUAUAUUUUAUACCUUUAUUGCAUUUAAAUAAAGUAAAAAAUAUUAUUUUUAUUUUGCAGGUUUUACCUUCAAAUAAUUAAAUAAAGACUAAACCACAAAGUCUACUACAACUUUUCUAUUUCUUCAGCAAUCCACCUAUAAAAAUUAUCUAUUUUUUUGAUCGAUUAUACCGACCUGACGCCUUAAUAUGUAAUUUUAAAAUAUAUUAUUUAAAAAGUAAUAACAAAUUAUUUAAUAACAUUAAAACUGAUCUGAACUAAUUUAAAAAUAAAAACAAUUAUGGUCCCUUAAAAUUCUUCAUCGCUAUAAUCCAAUGAAUUAAAUCCUCUUGGUGCAAUUGCAGUAACAAUAUAAAAUGUUUCCUUUAAAAAACUUUAAAAGUCGGUAGCAAAUGGUACCGAGCAUCCAAUACCGACUGAGUACAAGUGGCAUUCUGUUAAAUAUCUGAGUACCCGGCGGGCGUACGUUAACACCGUUUGUGUUAUUAUUGAAGUGUGGAGAGAAGGAGAACGAGACAGUGAAAGUGGAUCAAUACGCGGUGAGCGUGCGGCCUGUCUGGUAGCGUGCGGCUGUUUCUCCUGUCUCGAGACCGCCUGUCCGCGCUCGCGAGACACUCCGCGGCGGCACCGCUGACGGGUCGGAACUGUCUGUUCCUACCCUUUAACAGUCGUACAAUCGUCGACCUCACCUCCAAAUUCCACUCGGAAUUUUGGCAGGGAUGCGCGAGCCCGCGAUCGAAUCGGCGCUGUUCCAUCGAGGGUGUCCGAUUCGGCGCGCGACCAGGCGUUCCGUCUUAGCGGUUCGGGAUUCGGUUUUCCAGGACGAUUAAGAGGAUUGACAGCUCUCGUAGGGAGACCGCUACUCUCUCAUCUUCACGAUUAAUCCUCUUUACUCGUUUAUCGCCGACCGAUCGAAGGGUGCCUCGAUCGAGCGGGUUCGAUUAUGCAGACGCGGUAGUGACGAAUAAGUGACAGAUUGAUCUCUCUUCGCUGCAUGAAGUCGGGAAGAUUGGAAACUUCGCCGAUUCGCGACUGACGGGGAAGAACGGAGAGAGAAUUAGAAAGCGGCUCGGGUAAACCGUGUCUAUGUUACGUGGCCGAGAUGCACCUGUCACAUCUUGUGCGAAAGGCGAUCUGCAAGCAGGAACUGUCCUGCCUGCGUUUCCUGCGCUGGACCAUCCUGGUACCGCUCGUGAUCUAUAUAUCGCUCCUAUUUAUCAAGUACAAUAAAAGCGUACCUCUGAAAAGUCUAUCGACCCCGAGCGACGGGGACAAAGAGGGUGCCGCGAUGGACAGCUUAUUCAUCGAAUUGGAGGCCGUGACGGCCGGUAGAAAAAACUCGGCGGUUUACAAGGACGCGGAAAUCGAUCGUCCGCGCGUGGACAACGACGGCGCGCAGGGGGUCGUAGGAACGGAAAAUCGGAUUCAGGAUCCGAGGAGCCUUCUCGAGGACAUUUUCCGGCGGGCCGACACCGAUAAGGAUCAGUUGCUGGACAUCCAUGAAUUGGCGAAGUGGAUCCACGCGAAAAUCACCGAGCACAUCUUGCGCGCCAUGCGGGAGAAUGUCGGCCUGUUCACCGCAAUCGACAACAAUCCGAGAAACGGUGAAGUGUCGUUGGAGGAAUAUCACGCCUAUUUUCUGAGAACCCACGGUUUCUCCGAGACCUACAUAAACUCCCAUAACAAGAAGCACAGAGAGCUACCGAGGGCGUUGAAGGAGAUCAUAAUGAGGGAUCGAGCACGAUGGGCCGAGGCGGCUAGGAACGAUCCGGAAAAGUUGACCCUGGACGAAUUUCUAGCCUUCACGCAUCCCGAAAGCAGUCAUAGGGCCCUCCUACAAAUGGUGGAGGAUCUCUUUGAAAAAUUCGAUCAGGACAACGACGAGCAGCUAACGGAAGACGAAUUCUCGGAUUUGCCGUCGGAAGGGGUAGGUCUGGAUUUACGCGAAGAUCGACAGUCGAUAGGAGGCAGUGAAGAGAGACGUAAGGAGUUCCGACAUCUGAUUGACAAGAACAAAAACGGGAAAGCAGAUCGAACUGAAUUACUGAUGUACAUCGAUCCACGAAACCCCAGACAUGCUAUACAAGAAGCCCAACACUUAAUUACUCUAUCGGACACAAAUUUGGAUGGAAAAGUAGAUCUUUCGGAAAUUCUUAGCAAGAUGGACCUAUUUCUCUACAGUAAGAUGGUGGAUACUGAGAAGAGCUUCCACGACGAGUUUCGAUAAUUUCCGCAUGUGAACACGGAAAGAAUGGUUCUAUAAAAAUGUAUAAAAAAUAGACUAUAGAUAUAAAUCUGAAAUAAUUUUGGACUAUUAAAAUUUAUAAGAUGCUCAAGCAACUGGAUAAAAACAAUAUUUUAAAACGUUUUGACAUUCCAGUUUGUAACAUCCAAUUUAAUUAUUUAUAAUAAUCCAAUAAAAUUAUUUUUAAAUUUAUAUAUAUAUAUAUAUAUAUAUAUGUAUAUGCCUAGUAGCACAAAACAUUAGUGCAAGAUUGAGUAAAUGCAAUAUUAGUCCAAUAUUAUGAAAUAGACGCUUCACCUUAUUUAACCAAUUUGUUUAACCAAUAAUAUUGGUUCAAUACUGGUUUAAUAUUGGGCCAAUGUUAAAUCAUUUAGUUUUCUGUAUUGGAGGUUAAUUGUAAUUUCUAAUUUAAAAACAACUCGGGGAAAAAACUUUUAUGUGAAAACAUAUACAUAUAAAUAUAUAUAUAAUAUGUCAUAUAUUUAUACUACUUUCUCUUCUUUUGUAAAAUUGUUGUUUGGGAUAAAAAAUAAUUGUUAUAGGUACUGAAAGACAAAAACUAUUUAAAAAGAUCAUAUUUGCAUUGGUUCUUUUACAAAGAUAUAAAAUAUUUAAAA
This is a messenger RNA of Monomorium pharaonis (pharaoh ant), 3171 nucleotides long. It is a transcript of the gene myd, whose product is annotated as 45 kDa calcium-binding protein. The transcript is spliced from 5 exons. Bases 1412 to 2536 code for a protein of 374 amino acids. Gene Ontology annotation, cellular component: endoplasmic reticulum. Gene Ontology annotation, biological process: calcium-ion regulated exocytosis. NCBI's taxonomy places the organism in Eukaryota, Metazoa, Arthropoda, Insecta, Hymenoptera, Formicidae. Gene Ontology annotation, molecular function: calcium ion binding. The record is from RefSeq and is a predicted model, not a curated record.